UGCUAACAUGGAUAUGGUACAUCUGGGCCCAGAGAAUAACUCAAAGUUCUCCUAUACCCAUGAACCCAACCCGAGCACUGACUCCGCUGCGCUGCGUCCGGCCCAGUGCCAUGUGGACGCCUCAUGGAGCACGGUUGGUACGCAGGUGCUGGUCACGUCCGAGAGCAUAGUGGAGCAGCAGUCGGUGUCAUGGAGCCCCAGCCGGGACAUGGACAGAAUUGCGAGCAUGAAGAUCUUCACCUCGGUCAUGUUGCACGCCUGGCGGCAGAGACGCGCCGAUGUGCGCCGGCUGCAGCAGGUGGUGGAUCGCCUCCAGAGGAAGUCCAUGCACUCCAAGAACGAGCUGCAUGUCUCAAACACAUUGAUGCGCGUGGAGCAGAAGCGCUGCAAGGAACUCCAGCUGGAGUUAAAGAAGUCCACAUUAAGCAUCAACGAGGUGCGCAGCUCCUGCGAGAAGCUAACCUCAUCUGUGCGCAGCUUGAAGGCCGACAAGGAUCAGUUGGAACAGGAGCUCAGCUUCAGCCGACAGGAGCACUUGGAAUUGGAAAGAAAGGUGGGCAAAUGCAAAGAUGAUCUUUUGGGUGCGUUGAUGGAACAGCGCAACUUGCAGCUGAAGCUCUCCGAGGAGCAGAGCAAUGUGCAUCAAUUGGCACGCGAGAAGGAGAUGCUGUCCAUAAACAUGCGCAACAUGGAGGCCGAAUUUGGAAGGCGAGAGGAAUCCUACAUUCACGAGUUGGAGCAAAAAAACGAGGUCUUAUAUAAUAUGCGCCUAACGGUUGAGAGCCUCGAACGAAGGCUUCGGGACCGUCAGAGCAAACGUUGCGAACUAAAGCACUAUCUGAAGAAUAUAGAACGCUGGGAGAUCGAGAACUUCCAGACUGACCUCGAGGCAGAGCUACCUCAAAAGAAUACCGCUAUUUCGAGAGUUCCAUCCGGGUCGAUUAAGCGCAGCACCUUGGCCCUCAUAGCCGAAGACUAUGGAAUUGGCCAGUUCUUGACCACAGUGCAUUAUUAUACAACGAGCGCAGCUUUGCUGCUAUGGCUCGUUAUACUUCCGAAACAAUCGCUGAGAAAUGGAUGCAUGCCGAUCAAGAAGCGAAUAGCUAGUCCAAAGUGAAAUGUCCCAUUAAAGUAAUUAGUUGGUAUCCUA
Molecule: messenger RNA, 1150 nt
Organism: Drosophila montana
Lineage: Eukaryota; Metazoa; Arthropoda; Insecta; Diptera; Drosophilidae
Product: centrosomal protein of 128 kDa
Exons: 4
Coding region: 8-1117 (369 amino acids)
Source: RefSeq, a predicted model, not a curated record